Lathyrus oleraceus (garden pea) is the source of this 631-nucleotide messenger RNA. Its product is annotated as 26S proteasome non-ATPase regulatory subunit 6 homolog. Lineage: Eukaryota; Viridiplantae; Streptophyta; Magnoliopsida; Fabales; Fabaceae. The transcript is spliced from 3 exons. Gene Ontology annotation, biological process: proteasome-mediated ubiquitin-dependent protein catabolic process. The coding region runs from base 49 to 576 and encodes 175 amino acids. The record is from RefSeq and is a predicted model, not a curated record.
CCUGUAAAGAGAGUUAGAUUUGCAUCGUGCGGUGAAGCAUAAGCGGCAAUGGCAUCAUCGGAAGGAGAAGAGUCUCAGCAGCCACAACUCGUCCUCGCCGACAAGCUUUUCCUCCUCAAACAACCCGAUGUUCAAGACAUUGACAAAGUUGGAUUCAAGGAGGAUGUCUUCACAUUCGUCAAGGAUCAUGAUAUGGUCCCUUUAUACGAAACCCUAGUCGCCGAUUCUGUUUUGGAUAUGGAUCGUACCCUUUUGGACUCUAUGCGUGCUAAAAUUGACGAUGAGCUUAAGAAGCUUGACGAAAAGAUUGCUGAUGCUGAGGAAAACUUAGGUGAGAGUGAAGUCCGCGAGGCUCACUUGGCAAAAUCCUUGUUUUUCAUCCGGAUUGGGGAUAAGGUAUGCAUUGCAUUUAUAAUUGAUUGCUCAUCUCCUUUAUGCUGCUGGAAUCAAGUCAUCACUCUAUCCCAUGUAUUAGGAGAAAGCCCUGGAACAUCUCAAGAUAACAGAAACCAAGACUGUUGCAGUGGGGCAGAAGAUGGACUUGGUGUUUUAUACGCUGCAGCUUGGUUUCUUUGACAUGGAUUUUGAUCUAAUUUCCAAAAGUAUUGACAAAGCUAAAAGGUAAUUAUUU